Molecule: messenger RNA, 4012 nt
Organism: Pogona vitticeps (central bearded dragon)
Lineage: Eukaryota; Metazoa; Chordata; Lepidosauria; Squamata; Agamidae
Source: RefSeq, a predicted model, not a curated record
AUUCCGAGGACUGGAUUCGAACCCCGCGUUGCAGAGCUCCGGUUCUUCCCGAGGGCGGCGGGCCUCGCGCCUUCCUGGGAGAGCAAAAGGAAGAUGCAGGGACGCGGAGCGUUCGCGGGGCUUUCGCUCACGCUGCUGGCGGCGGAGCAAAUUGCGCGCUUUUGCAGCAUCCUUCAUUACUUUGUCACUGGCCAACUUCUGUGGUGCUGGGUAACCCUUGCUUUGCUCCUACCUGGCUAUCUGGUGCAGGUCCUCAGCUUUCACUGGUUUCGGGCGGAUGGCUUUUGCAGCAUCCUUCAUUACUUUGUCACUGGCCAACUUCUGUGGUGCUGGGUAACCCUUGCUUUGCUCCUACCUGGCUAUCUGGUGCAGGUCCUCAGCUUUCACUGGUUUCGGGCGGAUGGUCACAAACUUUGCUGGACAUUGGUGGCAAUACACAUCCUGCACCUCGGACUUUGGAAGAGGUACUGGAAUGUUCUCUGGUCAUCUUUCAAGGCAGGAGAAGGCUCUGGCACAAGACAGCCUCACAUGGAGCAAGGGGACCUGGGUGUCCUGAGACUCCUGGAAGCUCUGCUGGAGACACUGCCUGUCCUCCUCUUGCAGGCCUACACCUGUGUGGUGAUGGAAGCCAAUGGCCUUGUCUCAGGACUGAGUGCUGGCAUGAGCCUGCUCUCUCUUUCCUGGGCUUUAGUCUCCUACAGCCGUUCUAUGUGCCUGAUAAAACCAUGCCAUCUCUCUAUGCCUGGAACUGCCCUUCUCUGCCAGCUACUAUGGAGGACUGGAAUGAUAGGAACCAGGGUCAUGACCUUGGUCCUCUUUGCAAGGACUUAUCAUCUCUGGGUUUUUGCUGCUGCAGGUAUCCACUGGCUGGUGAUGUCAUACUGGACUGUGGCUCAGCAGACAGACAUUUUCCAGAAUCCCUGCCACUGGAAAUUAUUCAACAUUUUAACAGGAGCUGUAUACAUCUUUUGCUAUGUCAACUUUAAAGACGGUCCUUCUUUUUGUCGAAUGGCUGUGUUUUACAUAAUAACACUCUCAGAAAAUGUUUUUCUGUUGUUAAUGUCAAUGGACUUCCUGCAUGUUAACUCACGGAGUAACCUCUGGAUUCUAGGAGCUGUUAUAUCUGGAUCCAUUCUUGGCUUAGUGGCUUUGGUCUCUUAUUACAGCUUGUUGCAUCCCAAAUCCACGGAAAUUUGGCAACGUUUCCUGCAAAGAUCACAUAGUCUAUUAUCUAAGGGCAAAAAAGGCAACGAAAACCUAACCGUGGGGAGUAGUGGAAUUCCAGGGCUGCAAGACAUUGAAGCUUCAGGUGCAGAACCUGCCAUACAACCUCUGGCAAUGCCGAGUAACUCAUCCUUGGUAGACUUUGGCUGUUCUGCUGAUGGCAAGAACCUGUGUGAAAAUGAACAUCACUGGCUCCUGAUAAAGCUGGCAUUGAAAACAGGAAGUAUCUCUAAAAUAAAGACUGUUUUGGGGGAAAGUGAUAAUAGAGACUGUUAUCUUGUACCAGUGAUAAAAAACAAUAAGUCCAUUGUUCAAUCUGGCCCCAGGAGAAAACUGAUAUUUUUGACCAAGGAGAAAUUCCCUAUCAGUCCAAAAUCCAGAACAGGGGAACAAAGAUCCCUUACAGAAGAGAACAAAGUCACAGAUAACUUGAGUGAGAAUAAGGAACAGUUUAAUAUCACUUUACCAACCAGCAAACAUGCUCCUGUGGAAGCUACUCAUGCAGAAUCCAACCUUGAAAUGGAAGGAGAUCAGAAAGAGCCGAUCUACAGUUGUUCCACUGUAUACUUCACAGUGGGGGGAGAGGGGGAGGCAUCUCCAGACACAGAGGGCAAAACGGGAGCAGUAAAUACAAGAAACGUUCUUACAGAACCGGCAAAAACUCACAAGGGCAGUUCCAUGCAAAGUGGUCGGUCAGGUGAAGAGGUCCUAUUCACCUCAGCUGACAUAAGCCCAAUAGUGCCAACAAGGACUGGUGGCUGUCUUCAAAACGGCCCUGAUUUCAGUGCUUCUGCAUCACCUAAACCUUCAGACCAGCAGGGAAUGUUGAGGGUGCAUUGUAAGUCUUCACAUGCCUACCUCUAUAGGACAUGGGCUUCUGUACUUAAAGAAAAAGAAACAAGGAAUGCAACUGAGCAAUGUUGCAUCACAUCCACCCCAAAGAAUAGCUCUGCAAGCAACAGUCAUAAACUGUGAGUGUCAAGCAUAAAUGUCAAGCAUGUUUGUGGCAUGACAAAGCUGAAGGAACUGAGUGAUGCUAGGAGAUGAUUGAAUUUGUUUGUUCUUCCAUAGGUAUGCCAGAAAAAUACUUCCACAUAAAGCACCUAUUGUGGCAUGUUUAUUAAUUGAAAUUUCUAAAUCUUAAGAACGUAUGAUAGCUGAUUGCUAGCUGAUUCUAUGUGUGUACGCUUAAAAUAUUUCCACAGAGUUCAAUGCGAUUUAUUCCCAAUUAAGCAGAAUAAGAACUAUAGACUUAGAUGUUAUAUUAUAGUCCAUCCGAAGGUUAUUUGGCCUUGCUUUUCCCCCUGACAGUCUUCCAUCAACGAAUCCACCAAGGGUGUGGGGAGGUAGGAAAAGCUGGCUACCCAUCAACCCUUGUGAGAAACUGGUUUCGUUGGGCUUCUCAGCUCUCACACAGUAGCCCUUCUUCCAGGCAAGAAGGAUACUGUAGUGGCUCAGCUGAUAAAUCAGUCGCUUUGGCUUCUCUCUUGGACCUCCUUCUAUUCUAGAGCUUCACCAUAGGAACACUAACAACAUGUGUGUGCACUAUAUGUACCAUUUCAGUUACAUUCAAUCUGGGGAUUACAUGAACUUUUCAACAUUAAAGAACUUGUGUCGUAGUUUUUGUUUUCCUUUUGUGUCAUGUCUUUUCAGAUUGUAGGUCUGAAAAGCAGGGAACUGGCCUUCCUUGUUUUUCUUAAAACACAAGUUACACUGGCUGAAGAGCUGACAUGAAUGCUUUCACUAACAAGUAAGGCUUGGCAGGGAAGGGGCAUGGAAUCCAGCAAAUAAUACUGAGUUAAAUUUUUCAAAUCCAGAAAUAUUGUGGAAAUGACUGAGUAGGAUAUGACAUAGAUACAAGGCAGGGAUCUUUGUGAUGUUGAUUACAUCUCCCACAAUUCUUUCAUCAUUGGUCAUUCUGCUUAGGGCUUCUGGACAUUGAAGCUCAAAAUAUUUAAAGGGCUUAAAGUUGCAGAGCAGUUUGUAGCUGAUUCAAUGAUUUCAACAUGCCCAGGUGCUGGGGCUGCAAAACAAGCCCAAAUUAUCUCCCCUCCAACACUGCUAGACAGUUGUUAUAAGGUGUUUGUGCUGAUAUUCUGUAUUUGGUUUUUGGCAAAUGUGGCACUGUGUAUUAUGGCCCAACAUCUCCACUUUGAUCUCGUUUGUCCAAAGGACAUUGUUUCAGAAGUCUUGCAGUUUGCUGAGAUGCAACUUUGCAAAUCUAAGAUGUGCUGCCACGUUCUUAGAGAGAAGAGGCUUUCUCCUGGCAACCCUUCCAUACAAACCGUACUUGUACAAUAUUUUUCUAAUUGUACCAUCAUGAACGUUAACAUUUAACAUGCUACGGAGGCCUGUAGAGUCUGAGAUGUAACCCGGGUUUUUUGCAGUUUCUCUGAGCAUUACACGUCUGAUUCUGGGGUGAAUUUGCUUGGACAUCCACUUCUGGGAAGGCUAACAACUGUGUUGAAUGUUUUCAACUUGUGAAUAAUCUUCCUCACUGUAGAAUGAUGGUCUUCUAAUUGUUUGGAAACGGCCUUAUAACCCUUCCCAGAUUGAUGAGCAGCAACAAUGGCUUCUCUAUGAUCAUUGCUGAUGUGUUUCCUCCUCGGCAUUGUGUUAACACAUACCAACAAACAGCUAAAACAUUGACUUUUAUAGAGGUGUUCACACUUUCUGAUGAUCAGUUACUCAAGGGCAUUUGUUUAGCAGCACCUGGCUGCUACUUCACCUCUUAAUUCCUGUGGGAGCAAUAGGGGCAUACUUAGUUUUUUAAACAUGACUUCUCCAU